CGGGGGCCCUGUACUUCUCCAAGACGUCGGAGGUGGGAGCCCUAUACGGGACUGCAAAGACGCAGCGAACAGGCAGACCUCGUUCACUUGAAAAAGUCAGAAGUCGGAAACAACAACACACACGUAGAACAAUUUACGAAGCCUAGAUGUAUUUCUCAGACGUUUUGUGAGCAAUUCAUCACAUCGGAAUCCUGCCAUUUCACUUUAAACGCGAGGAAAAGGAGAGAAGAGCAGCAGUGACUGGAUGACCAUGAGGACAGACAGUACUCUGUCCCCUUCUUGGAUGUUGACUGGAACCCACGUUCUACAUCUGGGUCAUGUGGAGUAGCUGGAAGCUACACGGACCGUGAACUCUACUCUCUGUCUUCGCUCUACAGAGGAUAGGGGACUAGCGGUGGAGUCGUGUAGUGAAGAGACAAAACAAUUCAACGAGCGGUCAAGGAGGCUGUCAGUGUGUAGCGCUGGAGGCUGCAGGGUGGCUGUGUGUACUGGGGAGUUCCUGACAUCGCGGAGAAGAGAGAGGGGGACUGGCACUUGUUCACCGUAGAGGCAAACGCACGCGGUCAGACCUGCCAGCGUGUGAGGCUGCGGAGCCAGGGAUUUGGUGUGCCGCAGUUUAUGGAGAUGGUGACUGUGUGGUUGCCGUGGGGAUGGGCCUGGAGAACUGUGCUGCUGGUGACUGGACUGGCUUCGCUAAACCCCGGAGCUGACGCCAACGUGUUGGACAGCAUGUUGCUCCGGAGCCCGGGGAGAGAGCGCCCAGACAGCAGGAGGGAGGAGGGGGGAAGUGCAGCCCCCGGACCUGCACAGAAGAUCAUCUGGUGUCACUGCUCCCCUCUCUGUCCUGACUACUCUAUCAACAGUACCUGCUGGACUGAUGGUUAUUGUUUCACCAUGGUGGAGGAAGAAGAGGGCAGUGUUCCUAUGUUCUCCUCUGGAUGUCUGGGGAUGACGGGGUCUGAGUUCCAGUGUCGGGACACAGGGAAUGCCCGUCUGAGGAGAACUCUAGAGUGCUGUACUGACCAGGACUACUGCAAUAAAGACCUGCAUCCAACACUACCACCACUGAGGACACCUGAUUAUGUGGACAGCAGUAUCCACCACAUGGCUCUUGUCAUCUCGGUCACAUUUUGCAUCAUCAUCCUGGCCUUCGUCAUCGUCUUCUAUUACUUCAGGUAUCGGCGACAGGAGUCGCGGCCUCGCUACACCAUUGGUCUGGAGCAGGACGACACCUACAUCCCCCCUGGAGAGUCCCUAAAGGACCUGAUAGAGCAGUCCCAGAGCUCUGGAUCAGGAUCAGGACUCCCCCUGCUGGUGCAAAGGACCAUAGCCAAGCAGAUCCAGAUGGUGAAGCAGAUUGGUAAAGGCCGCUACGGGGAGGUGUGGAUGGGGCGCUGGCGGGGAGAGAGGGUGGCGGUCAAGGUGUUCAUCACCACAGAGGAGGCCAGUUGGUUCAGAGAGACGGAGAUCUACCAGACGGUUCUCAUGAGACACCAGAACAUCCUGGGCUUCAUAGCGGCUGACAUCAAGGGCACGGGGUCGUGGACCCAGCUCUACCUGAUCACCGACUACCAUGAGAGCGGCUCCCUGUACGACUACCUCAAGUCCACCACGCUGGACAUCAAGGCCCUGCUCCGGCUGGCCUACUCCUCCGUGUCAGGCCUGUGUCACCUCCACACAGAGAUCUUCGGCACACAGGGCAAGCCGGCCAUCGCUCAUCGGGACCUGAAGAGCAAGAACAUCCUGGUGAAGAAGAACGGCGCCUGUUGCAUCGCCGACCUGGGUCUGGCCGUUAAAUUCAUCAGUGACACCAACGAGGUAGACAUCCCUCCCAACACCAGGGUGGGGACUAAGCGCUACAUGCCCCCCGAGGUCCUGGACGAGACCCUAAACAGGAACCACUUUCAGUCCUACAUCAUGGCCGACAUGUACAGCUUUGGCCUCAUCCUCUGGGAGAUUGCCCGGCGCUGUAUCUCUGGAGGCAUUGUAGAGGAGUACCAGCUGCCUUACCAUGACAUGGUGCCCUCUGACCCCUCCUAUGAGGACAUGAGGGACCUGGUGUGCAUCAGGAGACAGAGGCCCUCGUUUGCCAACCGCUGGAGCAGUGAUGAGUGUCUCAGACAGAUGGGCAAGCUGAUGACGGAGUGUUGGGCCCACAACCCCGCGUCUCGUCUCACCGCUCUGAGAGUGAAGAAGACCCUGGCCAAGAUGUCCGAGUCUCAGGACAUCAAGCUGUGACACACCGUGGCCGUCCGCCGCCUGGAGACAUUCAUCCCCUGGAGACGUGUCCGUGCCACUGCCAGGAGAAAGGUUGACAGAAGGAAAUUACAGACAGAGAUAAAGAGACAGAGAGAGAGAGAUAUGUUUUGUCAGGUUUGGGGUUCUGUUUUCUCUUUGGCUGUGCCAUUGUCAAGUUGAAGAGUCCCAGUGGGCAGUUUCUAGUCUGGUUUGAACCGGUCUGGUCCGGCAUUGCUUUCUGUGAAAGCGGAGUGGCUGUCUGAGGGAGAAACGUAAGGACAGACAGCGCCCUCUACAGGAGAGGAGACGCUCCGUCCCUUGUGACGAAGAGAGGGAGAGAGAAUGGAGUUCAUGCUCUGUCCAUCUGAAGCCAUAAAACAGUAUUGUUUGUUCAUCUUCACUUUAACAUUUUCGAAGUAUAACCCCUUCAAAACCCUGCGGAACAAUGUCAGUGUUCAGGAAGUGUAAUUACAUGUUAACAGCACUGUUGUGUAGGGUUAUGACAGCGUUGUGGUGGCUAGUUGAAACAAAAUGUUGUGCUGUAGCAGCUAGCCCCAUUGUCCUUUUGUUCAGAGCCAGAUUUACAAGGCUGCUGCAUCACUUCCUUAGAAACCCUGGCUAUAGUUAUUAUUAAUACAUGACAAAAUUACUUUUGGGACCAUUUAGCUGUCCAAAGGAGUCAGUCAAAAUCGCCUGAAAUGUCUCUGCAUUUAGGACUACAUAGAAAAUAAUGAGUUUUAUUCUCGUGGAUAAUCUACGUGAGGUCGUGUCAAUAAGAGGGUUUUGCUCGUGGUUGUCUUGCUACUGUAAUAGUCAACAUUUCUUGCAUUGUAAAUAUAUAUGUUGAAAUGUAUUGAUAAUGAGCGACUCACUAACAAUGUUAAAUGUGUGUUUUGGUUGUUUGUACAGAAUGUCCCCCAGCCGUCCCUCCACCACUAUGGCUUGUGCCUUAUUUAAUCUGUACGUUUGUGUAUAAGAGAGGGGGUGGCCCAGCUAGACAUUCCCCAAUAAAAUGCUGUCAGUCUC
Molecule: messenger RNA, 3264 nt
Organism: Esox lucius (northern pike)
Lineage: Eukaryota; Metazoa; Chordata; Actinopteri; Esociformes; Esocidae
Gene: bmpr1bb
Product: bone morphogenetic protein receptor, type IBb
Exons: 14
Coding region: 619-2238 (539 amino acids)
Biological process (GO): protein phosphorylation; dorsal/ventral pattern formation; cellular response to growth factor stimulus
Cellular component (GO): signaling receptor complex; plasma membrane
Molecular function (GO): SMAD binding; ATP binding; transforming growth factor beta receptor activity, type I
Source: RefSeq, a predicted model, not a curated record